AUGGCAUCCGCUGAAAAACCAACGGCCGAACAGCCAACGGCCGAACCGCCAACGGCCGCAACCGUGUCGUUGCGCAAAUUCAUAGCCGCCAGCGAUCGUGUGAGCAUUUUUGAAGCAAAGAUCAAUACUCCAGGUCAAGCUUCCCCGUCCCUACAUCUGCUACAAGUCCGCCUGCAACAAGUGAGAGCCUUAUGGGACAAGGUAGAGACGGAGUACGACACGUGCUCCGAUCUAAUUGCCCAAGAAGGAUCCCUCGAAAUGGUGUUCGUGCUGCAGAGCAAAUAUGACUAUUGCUAUUCGGUGUAUGAGUCAUGUUCUGCAGAGAUCAGUGCGACAAUUGACAGUGCCACGCCUCUAGCCGUGCAACCACCCUCCCAGCCAAUAAUUUCCUCCGGUUGCCGCUUACCUCCCUGCGAUACAGAAGUCUUCGACGGGGACUACCUUCGAUGGCCCACUUUCCGGGACCUAUUCACGGCAGUCUAUGUCAACAACCCCAGGCUGACACCGGUCGAGAAGCUCUUCCAUCUUCUCACGAAGACGAGCGGCGAGGCGAAAGCCAUCGUCUCCAAAUCCCCGCUCACAAAUGACGGGUUCGCCUCUGCGUGGGAAGCGCUUCAAGACCGUUUCCAAAACAAACGACUUCUAGUCAACAGCCAACUCAAGCUUCUGUUCAACUUGAGUUCCAUCUCCCAAGAAUCUGGUCAUGCGCUGAAAGAGUUGCAGUCCACGAUUCAGGGGAGUUUGACAGCGCUAGCACAUUCCCAAAUAUCCACGGACAACUGGGAUUGUCUGCUGGUGUUCCUGUGCGCAAGCAAGCUGCCAAAAGUUACCCUUUCUCUAUGGGAACAGUCCCUGACGUCGAAAUCCGACAUUCCGGCUUGGGAAGAGAUGAAUACCUUCCUAAGCGAACGAUAUCGUACACUAGAGGCUAUAGAGGAUAUGAAGCCAACGCAAGCGGUCCCUAAGAAGUUCCAAAUGUUUGAGACAAAAGUCAAACAGAGAGGGUGCGACUUAUGCUCCAGGGAGAACCAUCCAAUAGGGAUGUGCCCGCGCUUUCUCCAAAUGUCGGUCGACGCGCGUUCCGGCUAUAUCCAAAGGAAGCAACUCUGUCUCAACUGUUUCGCGCGAGGCCAUCAGCUUCGUGACUGUACGAGCACUCACAGUUGUUUCACGUGUAGAGGAAGGCAUCAUACGCUGCUUCACCGCACUGCGAGUUCCGAAAAUAUGAGUUCCUCCAGCUCCUCGCAUCCUACACCAUCUUCGAGUUCCUCCAGCUCCUCGCAUCCUACACAAGCGUCGAGACCCUCCAGCCCUAAUGCAUCCGCAAGCACUUCAAUAGUGCAAAACUAUUUCGCCUCUGGCACUACAGCCGUUCUUCUGGGCACGGCGAUGAUCGACGUGUGCAAUUUGGGCAAGACCUACCGAGCACAAGCUUUAAUCGACUCGGGAUCCGAGGCGACGUUCAUUUCCGAACGGCUUUUUAACCGUAUGAAGUUGCCAUUCCGCAACAUCCAGGCCGAAGUCUCUGGUCUAAACCAGUCGGUUUCCGCGAAGUCGACUAGGCUAUGCCAGUUCCAAAUUCGUUCUCCUACGAAGCCGGGUCUCCAAUUAGACACCGAAGCUUAUGUCCUUCCGGAAUUAGCGGGCAAAUUGCCCUCCCUUCCAAUCUCUCGGAAUUCCUUGAGAGACCUGCCCGCUCUCCAGUGGGCAGACCCGACGUUCUAUGAGAGUUCGCAACUGGACGUCCUAAUCGGUGCCGACAUUCUACCGUCGGUAAUGUUGAAUGGCACCCGAAGAAGUAUUUGCGGCUCUCUUCUAGGCCAAGAGACUAUUUUCGGAUGGGUGCUUACGGGGCCGAUCUCCCAUGUAAAGGCGAACAGAGUCGCAUCUUUUACGACGCAGGUUCAUCCAAUAGGCGAGGAUUCCUCUCGCCGAUGUUCUAACGUCCCGUUCCGUUGCUUUCCAAAGCUGAGCCCGAGUUCAAGGGCGAAGCCAAGUCGAUUUUACGUCGAUGGCAACACCUCAAGACUAAUGCGCAGCAGUUUAGUGCACGGUGGAACUCCACAAACGCAAUCAAUGACAAUGUCCGUCAAGGAACGUCCAAAUUGGCGAUCGAACGAAUGGCGGCUCGGCAGAAUCAUUUCUGCCUUUCCAGGAGCCGCUGACCGCAUUCAAGUUGGAAGGAGCCGCACAUAA
This is a messenger RNA of Drosophila kikkawai, 2196 nucleotides long. RefSeq lists its product as uncharacterized. Gene Ontology annotation, molecular function: aspartic-type endopeptidase activity. Lineage: Eukaryota; Metazoa; Arthropoda; Insecta; Diptera; Drosophilidae. The record is from RefSeq and is a predicted model, not a curated record. Gene Ontology annotation, biological process: proteolysis.